This is a messenger RNA of Chlamydomonas reinhardtii, 7796 nucleotides long. RefSeq lists its product as uncharacterized. The transcript has 12 exons. Bases 407 to 5350 code for a protein of 1647 amino acids. The record is from RefSeq and is a predicted model, not a curated record. Gene Ontology annotation, molecular function: RNA binding. NCBI's taxonomy places the organism in Eukaryota, Viridiplantae, Chlorophyta, Chlorophyceae, Chlamydomonadales, Chlamydomonadaceae.
CAGGCAAACGGCCAAUACAUGCGACGCUGAGCAACGCUGACUGUCAAGUUCGAGUUGGAGCGUCCGCAGCAGAAAUGUCAUUCACCUGUAACUUAAUGACAAUUAGGGCGGCGCCUUGAAGAACGUGCCCGGUGACGCGGAAAUGGCGAAGUCGACAGGGAAAGUCGAUUGUGCCUGCGCUUUGAGGCCACACAGCCCUGAGACUGCAUGUUCUGAUGUCUCUUGCUCAGAAGCUGCAGCACCAGACAGGGAAUGCACUUCUUUGGGGUCCAUCGGCAAGGGGCUCGAGCGGUCGAGCACGGAUGUAACAACAGCAGUGCUACGCGCAAGCAAUCUUGCAGCUGGAGCAGACCCAGAAAGGGUCGGAGCCUUGUUCGGGACCUGCGGCUCAGUGGAGGGUGUAAGAAUGAUGCCAGACUCCGAGGGCGUCAUUGCGCUGGUGACAUUCAAGUGUGCCAAGGCCGCGGCACACGCGCAGGCUUCCCUGGACUGCGCGCAAGACACUGGCAUCACCAGCGCCAACAAGGCGCUGCGUGUGGAGCUGGCGGGAGCGGAUGACACCGUCCCAGCGGCACCCAGUAGUUGUGCGGCGGCGCGUGCUGAUGCCGUGAGCUCUGGCGACCUGCACCUGCUGCAAAACCACGAAACCAGCGACAGCGUGCCUGGCUCCUCUCUUCCUGGCACGGCAUCCAACGGCCGCAGCAUGCUAGACGAGUUCUUGUCCGUGCGGCCGGCGGAGUCUACUACGGCUGCGGCCGCACAGACACCUGUUGCUGCCACCCAGCAGCGGCAGUCGCACCCGGUAACCGGCACCUCCGGCGGCCCGAGCUGGGCUGACAUGGCGGAUGAAAGCGAGGGGGGCGAUGAGCAAGCCUCUGCCACUUUUGAUGUUGGUAGCGGAGGGCGGUACGACAGUGCGUGCGAGGGCGCGGUGGGCGAGGGGGCGCCCGCGGAUGAGGAUGACGCCAUUGUGUUUGACGACGGCGAUGAUGAGAACGUGAUGGCUGGGCCUACAGCCGCCGCGGCCGCGGCAGAGCUGGCGGCAGCGGCCGCCGCGGCGGAUGCGGCGCUCGAGGCCGAGAGCCUGUUGAUGGAAGCGUGUGCUGUCGGCAUGCGUGGCUCCGGCGGCAGCUUCAGUGGCGGCGCCCACGGCAGUCGCUUUGCGCAGGCGGCGCAACUGCUCCCGUCCUUUGGCCGCACCAGCUACGGCAGUGGCGGCAACGCGAACGGCGGAGAGGGCAGCAGCAGGCUGCUGCUGGCAGCCACACAGCCGCGCGGGCAGCUCCACCAGUCAGUGGCGCAGUCCUGGGAGGCCCGCCACCUGUGGCUGGGCAAUCUGCUGCCGACAACAACCGGCGCGCAGCUCGAGCGCCUGUUUGCGCCGUACGGUCCGCUGGAGUCUGUGAGGGUGUUCGCCGACCGGAACUUCGCCUUCGUCAACUUCAUGACCGCCCAGCAUGCCUCCACGGCAAAGGCGGCGCUGGAGGGCCAGCCGGCGUUCGGGAUCACCGGCGGCCGGCCUCUCCUCAUCCGCUACCAGCAGCAGCGCCAGCAACAGCAACAACAGCAGGGCGCAGCGCCGGCUGCGACAGCAGCCUUCGGCCACUCCUCCUCGGCCUCUUCAUUGCCACAAGGCCAGCAGCCGCCGUCGCUGUUCGGCGGGCUCAUGCGCGACGAUGGCGGCGACCGCCGCCAACAGGCACAGCCGCCGUCGCUGCCACUCGAGCUAGGCAUGAUGACGCUGUCGCUGCCCGGCUCGGGUGGUGAUGGCAUUGCUGGCAGCGGCGAUACUUUGUCGUCUGCAGCGGCGGCAGCCAUGGCAGCAGCUUCAGCGGCAUCCGGCGGUGGUCUAGCCGGAAGCCUAGCCUCCCCCAGCUCCUACCUGUCUUCGCUGUUUGCCGGCAUUGGAAACCGCUCCGCUCAGCCGCUGCUGACGCACGUUGCGCCGGCAGGCGCCGCUGCGGGCGCUGCUGGCGAGGACGCUCCGACCGGCGCCGCCAACUUGUUUGGCAGGGCCUCGCUCGGCAGCGGCGACGGCGCCAGCCAGCCGCAUCCGCCGUCGUCGCAGCAGCACGGGGAGCGCAGCUCGGUCAGCGGCAGCCUCAGCUCCAUUGUGUACUGUGGAAAUGGCGGCGUUGACAGCGGUGCCAGCACGUUCCCGGGCGGUAUGGAGGCCAGCAUGGAGCCCGGCGGCUCCCCGAGCAAUCUGGGCGCCGGCUGGAUGCAGCAGGCUGGUGGUCUGGCGGCAGGUGGCGGCGGCGGCGCUGCGGCUGGCGGCGACGACCGCCUCAGUCGCAACCUGUGGCUGGGCAACCUUGUUUCCAACGUGGACCGGGGAGCUUUAGAGGUCCUAUUUGGCCGCUACGGUCCGCUGGAGUCGGUUCGCGUGUUUCCGGACCGCAACUUCGCCUUCGUCAACUACCUCUCGGCUUCGGAUGCGGCCACUGCCAAGGCCGCUCUUGAUGGCCAGCCCGCACCGACGGUGACACCCGUGGACCGCGCACUGGAGGUCCGAUUCCAACAACGCCAGGCCCAGCAGCACCUGCAGCAACAGCAGCAGCAGCAACAGUCGCAGCCGCAGCAACCUUUCGCGGCGGGCGGCAUCGCUUCGGGUUCCCGCGCGUCAUCGGCUUGCGGGCCGCUCAGCGCCGUGCCGCCCGCUCACCGCAUGAGCUCGAUGUUCAGCGGCCCAGUCAGCGGCCAACUUGGCUGCGAGAUGGCUCGCCCCAACAGCAGCGGCGGCAGCAGCAGCGUGCCUGUCGUUGACGUCAUGGCGGGCGCCUUUGGUGGCGGCACCGGCGGCGGAGGCGGCAGCGGCAGUGCCCCGUUUCUUGCCCCGGCAGUAGGCCUGGGUGCGGUGGGGUCAGACUGGGAGUCUGCGAUGGUAGGCAGCAGCGUGUUGUCGGCAGGCGGAAUGGGCAGCGGCGCCGGUGGCGGUAUGCCGGGCAGCACCUACUCGCUGCCCGAGGGGCGCCCCAACCGGCACCUGUGGCUGGGCAACAUCCCGCACAACGUCGACAAGGCCGAGCUGGAGGCACUGUUCAGCCGCUUCGGGCCGCUGGAGUCGGUGCGUGUGUUCCCAGACCGCAACUUCUGCUUCGUCAACUUCGUGCUUCCCCAACAUGCGGCGGCCGCCAGGCUCGCACUUGACGGCCAGCCCGCGCCGUCCGUCACCGGCGCAAGGCCUCUGUUCGUGAGGUACCAGCGCGAUCAGCCAAAGGCGCGCGACGGCAAGCCGGGCGGUGACGGCCGUGAUGCCGCCGCUACAGCCGCGGCGGCCGCAGCGGCUGCGGCGACGCUGUUCGGCGGCGGCGGUCCGGGCUCUGCCGCCGCCGCCACGACCUCUGCCGCCGCCCAGGCCUUUUUGGGCAUGCCAGCAGCCGGUGGCGCCCGCCCCAUGAGCGGUGGUCCCCUGGACAUGGUUGGGGGCUUGGGCGGACUGCCUGGUGGGCUGCCCGGUAUGAGUGCUGAGGUCGGCACGCAGCAGCAGCAGCAGCAGCAGCAACAAAUGGCGGAAGCGCUGGCGGCGGCGUCUCUGUCGACCCAGACCUGGUUUGCCGACGCCGGUGGAGCGGGAGGUGACAUUGGUGACCUCGCCGCGGCGCUGAAGAUGGAGCCGGCCGCAAACCUGUCCAACAUGCUCAACCCCAACAACGUCCACUACGACCACCAGCUCGCGUCCUGGUACAAGCUACUGACGCGGGAGGCCAAGCUGGCGCUUAGCGGUCGGGACGAGGCCGGCGGCGGGCUCGAGGCCGCGGCAGCCGCGGCGGGCAGUGCCGCCGCCCCAGGCGACCUGUCGCAGCCGCCCCUCAGCCUGGACCCCUUUACCGCGCAGCUGCUUGACGGCGGCCCCAUUCCCGUGGACGUGAGAGCGCUAUCGCCUUCCGACGCGGCUGCCACAUCCACUGGCAGCAGCCGCGCGGCGGUGGCGCGGCCCUCCAUCGAGGCAGCUGCUGGCGCUGCAUGCACAAGCCCUGUCGGCGGGCCCGGCGCGGCUGCCAGCACGCACAGCAGUGUGGGCGCCGUGUCGACUGCAGGCAGCGGUGCUGUGGUGCAGCCAGCACAGCAGCGGCUGCUGGCGCAGCUGCAGGAACAGACCAUGUCGCAGCCGGGCUCGCAGGGCCCCGCCAGCGGCUCGAGCCUCCCCAACUUCCUGGGGUCCUCCCCGGCUGUUGCGGCUGCUACUGUUGGCGACCAGGCGGGCGUGUUCUUUGAUAUGCUGCUGUCAGAGGGCAUCGGUGAACUGACACCGGGCCAAAGCCAGGACCACCAGCACGGCCAACAGCAACAGCAGCAGCAGCUUUCUGACGAACUGGUUACCAUGCUGCGCUCCCUGCACAUGCAGCAGAACCUGAUGCAGGUGCAGCAGCAGGGGCAGGUCCAGCAGCAGCAGCAGCAGCAACAGCAACAGCAGCUGCAUCACCAACAGCAGCUGCAGCUGCACCUGCAGCAACACGUACAACAACAGCGGCAGGCGUUUUCCAGCUUCAUCCCACCGCCGGUCCCGCAGCUACGGCCCAUGCCACCCCAGGUGUUCCACCACCGCAACCCGCAGCUGCAGGCCCAGCAGCAGGCAGAGAAUGCCGCCCGGCGUCAACACAUGCUGCUGCGGCAGCAGCAGAUGCUACAGCAAGCGCAGCAGGCAGUCGCCAGCAGCAGCCAAAUGGUGCUCAGACCAUACGGCGUGACGUCCAUGCCAGCACCGGGUGCCGCGGCCGCCGCCGGCUUCAGCGGCGUGGGCUUUGGCGGUGGCGGUGGAGUAGAGCAAGUACAGGCGCAGCUGCUUGCGCAGCAGCAGCUGCAGCUGCAGCAACAACGGCAACAGCAGCUGCAGCAACAGCUGCAACAACAACAGCAGCAACAGCUGCAACAGCAGCGACUGCAGCAACAGCAGCAAUUGCAGCAACAGCAACUGCAACAGCAGCAACUACAGCAGCAGCAGCUGCAGCAGCUACAACAGCAGCAACUGCAGCAACAGCAGCUGGCGCAGCGGGCCCUACUGGAGGGCCCUGCAACUGCUGACGGGCCUCCUCUGGGGUUCCGCAACCCUGGCAGCAGCCUUGUCCGGGGGCAGCAGCAGCAGCUUGUGCCAGCUGGCGGGGUUUUGAGCUGGGGCAUGCACGGCUCUCAGGGCCUGGCAGGCGCCGCUAUGGUUGAGAACAACCCGGGUGGCACCAUGGGGGCAUUUGACAUCGGGGCUGGGCAGGGGAUGAUGGGCGGCGGUCAGCAGGCAGCUGGCGGCGGUGGUGUGCGACCGCUGCUGGCGACCGUGCAUCCCUUUGAGCUGGCGUCUGUUAAUCCAUCACAGCAGCUGCGGAGCCAGCAGCAGGGCUUUGAGUGGCGAUAGGCUAUUUCCGAUCCGAUUGCUGUUUGCACGCAUUUCACCGUUGGCGGGUUGGUGCUCCACUAAAUGCACACACACACACGCUAAAAGGAGGUCGUGUCUUACAUGGAAUGUGAAGGUGUGCUGGCGUGGCUUCCCCACUGUGUACGGGAGGCCCUCAUCCGCCAUGCUAUAAUGCAGUUUAGGCUCAGUAGAAUUGGAGCAAAAACUAGGUACCGCUUGCACGGUACAAUCCGUGAGGAGCAGUUGCGAACGAACCAACGGUUGCCAAGGGCGGGGUUCAUCAACUGCAUGUGCUUGGCGCCAUGACGCGCUACCGGCUACAGCAUUCAUGUUAACCUGCAAUUACUUGUGAUGCACGACACAUGGUUUGAUCAUGCUAGCUCAUGUGCACGUCGUCACUGCUGGAUAAGAACUGAUGAGGUAGUAAGGAUUAUCGAUGUGCUCGGCAUAUGCGUACGUAAAACCGUGUGAACUAAAUCGACGUUGAGCGUUCCAUGCAAACAGUCCUCUACAAACGCUCGGUAUGUUACUAAAUGUUGUGUAAUAUGGCAGAACUAUGCUAAGGUGAUAGCGGCUGGAAUUAUGUCACGAGAGAGCGCCGCAGCGAGGUGGCAAUUCGGCAGCUAUGGCACGUACCCAAUACGUGUCAGAGGCACACACGCGUGUGCGCACGUGACAACAAUUUGGUGAAAUGCGAGGCAUAACUCAUGCGAUUUCGAUCUUAUUACGGAAGAUUGAGUCGCUGGCAAAGGAGAACCCCGAGAAACGCAAACUACCAACAGCACAUGCAUUACGCGGAGGAACGGUGGCCACAUACAUGAACGCACAGUGCCGUGCAUGAGGGGAUCCAGGGCCUCAAGCGGAGAUGAAUGCGGGGUAAGGAUAUGUGAUGGGACAGGAAUGCGGGGUAAGGAAUGGUUGUUUAUAUGGAAGUGCCGGUGCCACAUGAUGAUAGGCGUUGGGUGGAUGGCAUGGAUGUGCAACUGUGCAUGAACGUUUACCAUGUGAGCUUGGAGUGGGUUUUUGGAUGGAUCCAAUUCGUUCCUCCCCGUUCCCCAUCCCCAGAACCGCGACGUCUCCGCCGCCAACGUGAUCCGUGUGCUCCUCCUGCUGAAGCUGAUGGGCUUCGAGCGGCCGAUCAAGCUGCAGCGGCCGCCAUGGCCGCCGGCGGCGGCGGGGCCGGGCUGAGAGCCUGAACGGCGCUAGCAGGGCGUGGGGCUGAGGGUGCACGUGUCGAUUGGCGGCGAGUGACGUGACUAGUUUGUUAGCUGCGGGUUAGCACGGACUGUGCACCCCACCCAACCGGCCAUGUCCGGAUUUGCGGGGAUGCCAAAGGCCCCCAACAUAGAGGCGUGUGCUUAGUAGGCGCCCGCGUCAAGGUGGCUGGGUUGAUAACGACCCGGGAUCAGCCCUUUUCCUGCCAUAAGGCAGCCACCUCCUUGUUGGAUGGACCUCGGACGAAUCCAAUUUGCAGUCCCCCAUGGGAAGGCAACGGACCCCCUCUUCUCUGCGUGAAUGAACGCAUGCAGGUCGGAAGGGCAAGAGGUGUUAUGAAGGAGUAAAAGAGGGCCCGCUUGUCAUCAGAUAGUAACGUACGGCAAGAAAGACGAGCAGAAGCAAGGGAGCUUUGUGUCGGCAGGCACAUACGGGGAAGGUUGGCUGGACCCAUAUCACGUGCUUUAUUUGCGGAGGCCUCAGCCGCCAAGGAUGCGACUGGCAUAGCCUGGACCACAGCCCAGGCAAGUAAGAGAAUAAAAUGAAUAAUGGAGGCAGAGGACGAGGCGAAGGUAGUUAAAGCGCAUGGGCAGGAAGCUGCUGUGAGAUGGACAGGGCUGGGCACGCAAUUCAGGAGGCUGCGAGGGUGAAUGGAAGAUACCCCGUACCAGAAUGCGCCCCAGAAUGCGCUUUAGCAGUGUGAGGCGAGUGAGGCGUCGAAUGAGUAUGCGUACGGGGCGGCAGUGGACGCCCUGCUGGCGGGCUGCUGUAGGCCUGGCAGCUUGCCGAUGCACGCUACCCGCUCCAGGCGCCUGGCCAGGUGAUUACACGCCAGGAUGCCCCAGGCCCGCCGUGGAUGAGCACUGCAUUGCACAUGCAUGCGGUACAGACUAGCGGCGGUCCACAGUGCAUUAGCGGUCCAUAAGUGCAUAAGCGGUCCGUAAGUGUUCUCUAUAUGGGUAGCUCUUGGUUCUCUUGGUGCUGGUGGGUGGCAUGUCCUACGCGCGGUAGUGGCGCCGGCUGCGGCUGUCACAGGCAGGCUGGGCCUCAUACAUGGGGCCGUGUUCAUAGGCACGUACGAUUGUCAUGCACAACACCAGCUGCUGACACGAGAGGGAAUACGAUGCCGGUAUGGCGGGUGGUGGUGGGGUGGCUGGGACUGACUGCCAUGUCGCAGUUGUGAUUGACUGGGCCUGGAGGGAGUGUGCCCCAAAUUUAAGCACUGUGGUGU